Molecule: messenger RNA, 4004 nt
Organism: Leptidea sinapis
Lineage: Eukaryota; Metazoa; Arthropoda; Insecta; Lepidoptera; Pieridae
Gene: Hexo2
Product: chitooligosaccharidolytic beta-N-acetylglucosaminidase
Exons: 10
Coding region: 359-2182 (607 amino acids)
Biological process (GO): carbohydrate metabolic process; glycosaminoglycan metabolic process; ganglioside catabolic process
Cellular component (GO): membrane
Molecular function (GO): beta-N-acetylhexosaminidase activity
Source: RefSeq, a predicted model, not a curated record
AAAGUAAUAAUGCUUUCGAGUUUUGAAGUGCUUAACAAUAAACAUAAUACCUACUUAAAACCAUUUGUGCCGAUAGUCGGACCAUAACAAACGUAAGCUUCGCGCCGCGAGCACAUAUCAACAAUUGCGAAACAAAAAUAAUAAAUAAAAAACAACAACUUGAUUCGUCUGCUGUGCGCCGUUGCCUUGUCUGAAUAAAAAAAGUAAAUAUUGCUGACUGCCUUCUAUUUAUGAGCGGGUUUUAGAAGAACAAUAAUUUUCGAAUUUAGAAUUAAUUUAAAUUGGACAUAGAAAGUGAUAGUUGCGUGCGUUGUGAGCUAGAAAGUAUCAGUUAUAAGACCUAGUGACCGAGUACAUAAUGCGGCACUGUUGGAUAUUACUCGCGGUUUUUGUGCAAUUAGCUACAUGCGAUGAUGACAAUCUCAUUGACUCAAACCCCAUACCAGCUGUCUUUGAACCCUCAUGGACAUUCAAAUGCGUACCAGACGAGGGUUGUCAAAGGUCGGAGUCUCCGCUGCCCACGAAGUCGAACUCAAGCUCAGUGUUCGAUAGUCUGGACCUUUGCAGAACUGUUUGCGGCAGAUUCGGAGGACUCUGGCCUCGCCCGGUGACUGCGGCUUUAAGCCUUCAGACCGUCAAGAUACACCCGAAUUAUAUAAGGUUUGAUCUGAUCGACGCUCCAGUAGAGACUCGUGAGGUACUAGCCAAGAUGACACAAGUAGCAACAGCCAAUCUUCUGGACGAAUGUGACGGAAACGUCACAGACCUGGUGGAGACGCCUGUUGUCGUCUACAUCACGAUAAAGUCCUCCAACCUGGAGCUAUCCUGGAAUACUGACGAGCAUUACAUACUAGACGUACAGAGUAAAGAUGCCAACAUAGCCGUUCACAUUGUAGCUGAAACUAUUUAUGGUGCGAGACAUGGAUUGGAAACAUUUACUCAAUUAGUGACCUCUGAUAAAUCAGACUUUUCUGCACAAUCAAGUUGCGGCUUGCGCCUGGUGUCUGGUGCUAAGAUCAGGGACAAGCCCGUGUACCCUCACAGAGGCCUGAUGCUCGAUACAGCCAGAAACUUCAUUCCCAUGGACGAUAUCAAGCGAAUGAUUGACGGCAUGGCUGCGACGAAGUUGAAUGUGUUUCAUUGGCAUGUGACCGACUCUCAGAGCUUUCCGUUUGAAUCUACAAGAGUACCGCAGUUUACUAGAUACGGCGCGUAUUCGUCAUACGAGAUAUAUACAACAGAAGAAGUGCGAGACUUGAUAAGUUACGCUCAAGUCCGCGGCGUUAAGGUUGUUAUAGAGAUUGAUGCACCGGCGCAUGCGGGCAACGGAUGGCAGUGGGGAAAGGAGUAUGGUUUUGGUGAUCUGGCGGUAUGUGUGAACUCGAAGACGUGGCGGUCACAGUGCAUACAGCCUCCCUGCGGUCAGUUGAACCCUGCCAAUCAUCACAUGUACAGGAUACUGCAGGAACUAUACCGGGAUAUUGCGGAGACACUGCCCAAACCCUCGCUCUUUCAUAUGGGAGGGGAUGAGGUGUUCCUAAGCUGUUGGAACUCAUCUCAAGAAAUAGUUAGCUACAUGAAGGACAAAGGCUACGACACCAACGUAGAAGGAUUCAUGAAGCUCUGGGGCGAGUUUCAUAAGAAAGCACUCCAGAUUUGGGACGAGGAACUAUUGCAUACGAGACAGCCUGAACAGCCAGUUAUGUUGUGGUCAUCAGAACUCACACAGCCAAACGUAAUACAAAAGUACUUGAGCAAAGAUAGAUACGUGAUUGAGGUUUGGGAGCCGCUGUCGAGUUCCCUCCUCUCCCAGCUUCUUCGUCUGGGCUACAGAACCGUGUCAGUACCGAAGGAUAUCUGGUACCUGGACCAUGGCUUCUGGGGCGUGACCAAGUACUCCAAUUGGAGACGGAUGUACUCCCACACGCUACCCGUGGAAGCAAAUAUAUUGGGAGGGGAAGUUGCUAUGUGGAGCGAAUAUGUCGACGCGCAAGGACUAGAUACCCGCAUAUGGCCUCGCGCUGCCGCUGUGGCAGAGAGGCUGUGGUCAAACCCGAGUGCUAGCGCCAGUGUGGCGGAGCCCCGUCUUCAUCGUUUAAGGUCCCGGCUCGGAUCCCGAGGGAUCCGCUGUGACGUUCUGUCUCCUGCCUGGUGCGCCCAACACGACGCCAGAUGCUUAUGAGUCAACUUCUAACCUGCCUAGUCACGAUAAAUAUCUGAUAUACUCUUAGAUCAUAUAUACGUCUAGAUAGACAUGUCAUGAUGAUAUGACAGCUGUGAAAAAAUCGAAAAAAAAUAAGAUUAAAGUUAACGUCUAUUUAGAGCAAUGCACGCACACUAACAAAAAAUGUUAUGCAAAUCGCAGGUGUAAGACGUGCUGGCUUGUCUUUUUUUUCGGUUAUCUAGCGGUAAGAGACUAACGGCCGUUCCCAAUAUACUAUCUACAGAUAGAGAUAAAUUAUUACCCUCUACUGUCAGUAAUUAUCUGUCAAUAAUCUGAAGCUGUCCCAAUAUACCCGAUAAGUCAUUUUUAUCGCCUUAUAUUGGGACGCGUGAAUUGCAAUUUCCAUACAAAGUUCUAUCGCUGGUAAGCUAUACGUCGUCCCAUUGGCAGACAGCGUGUACGGGUAAGGUGAGUUACCGCCGAUAAGUUUAUUGGGACAGAAAAGUCAACGAUAGUUACGAUUUUUAUUUCAAGUAAGAGAUAGACUGAAUAUUGGGAACGGCUGUAACUAGACUUAUAAAUUUUCUAAGGCUAUACUCUAAUAUAUGUAUUAAGUAUUUACGCAUAAAGAAUGGGAUAAGAAUUGUCCACGAACUUUUAUUAUAUUAUAUCGAAAAUUUUGAUAUAUCAAUGUAUGCGGAAGCUGACUAGUUGGUCAGCUAGUUCUGUUUACAACUUUAAAUACAGUUGCAAUACAUUCGUUUACCUUUUCUAUCUUACUUGAUCUCCGUUAAAAAUCUUCUUCUGUCUCUUGUAAGUGUAUGGUCUUCAUGGAAAACUUUUCGUGGUGUAGAUACGAGAGCAAACUUAUGAAUAAGAGAUGUAAAAAAAAAUAUUAAAGUAGGCGUUACUUUGCGGAAAUCCAUAAUUAUCCAAAUGUUUAGACUUUUCUUGAGUGUUAAUUCCUUAAAAGAAAUGUUGAGUCGCCAAACUGUGGCACGAGACUGAGUUAACUUGAGUCUCGUGCCAGAACUUGGCAAGUCUACAUCCCCUGAGGAUGCCUCGUGUAGAAAUGAAACACGUGUCGAAUUGAUUGAAGACAAAUAUUGCCGGAAUUAACAUUCAAGAAAACUCAAAACAUUAAGAUAAUAAGCGAUGUAAGUAUAUACUAUCAAUUUUGCAGUUUGAAAAUAAAUAAUUUUGAGACUGAUUAUAAAGACUAUAAUAAUUAAGACAUAACAUUUUGAUCGUCUCAUAAUAAUCAAUCUUAUUUAUGCAUUAGUAUUAGAUGUGUAUUCUUUAACUUUUAUAUUUGUUUCUGCAAACAGGACAGUGUAAUAAUAUUACCAAGUACAAUGAAAAGUUACCAUUCUUAGACUGCGUUGCAUCAAUUAACUUUAGCAAUAACAAAUAUGUAAAAGUACUUAUUAAGCAGAAAAUGUGUUGCACCAUAUGACAAUUUUUAGAUGACGUCAUAACUUUAACUGUAACCGUCCAAUCUUAGCCGCUUAAAGUUAUUGUUCAUAUUAAAUAGCUAAAUAGCGACUUGUCAAAUUUCAAAUAAAUAUUUGAUAUUGACUUGAUAUUUCACUUUUUAACUUUAACUAUGCCAAGGAAUACGAUGGUGCAACACAUUCCGCAGUCUAUGUUAAAGUCUGUGUUACUGUUAAUGUUAAAUUUGACUUUAACUUUAACUACAACAGCUAAUUUACCGCCUUAGAGGUGGGGACAUCAUUGUGGAGUUUCGAAACAAAAAUAUGCAAAUGCAUAUAAAUAUUUUGUAACAGUGCAUAAGGAUUAAACAUUUAUGACCAUUUUUAAAUAUAAACCUUCCCAAAUC